This is a messenger RNA of Aspergillus ruber CBS 135680, 578 nucleotides long. RefSeq lists its product as uncharacterized. The transcript has a single exon. The record is from RefSeq and is a predicted model, not a curated record. The coding region runs from base 45 to 359 and encodes 104 amino acids. NCBI's taxonomy places the organism in Eukaryota, Fungi, Ascomycota, Eurotiomycetes, Eurotiales, Aspergillaceae.
CCAGAACCCACAUAAACACAAACAAUGCCCCCACAAAUCCCACGAUGCGCCAAUCCUACCAUGACAUCGAAAAAGGCAAGCCUUCAAUCCGCAUCGACGACGACCAAAACUCCCACUCCGAAGAAAAAUCCUGGUUCCGAUCCUUCUUCCGCCGCCCAACUCCGUCUAAAUCCUCCAGCCACCAAAGACACCCCUCCCAUCUUUCAUUGUCCGGUCAAAAUACCGUAUCCACGAAUGCUUGGGCUGGGGUGAGCUGGAGCCGUGGAAGUGGUGAAUUCAGCCCGAGUCCUACUAGGAGGGAUUUUAUUCGGGUGAGGCAGGAGAUUAGCCAGGAGAGUGUUGUGCAGGAGGUCGUAUGAGGCGCUUUAAGUUGAUCUGCUAUGCGAUAUAGAUACCCUGGGGUUGUAGGGUCUACGUACUCUCGUUCCUUUCUUUGCUUUUUCAUCUUGCAUGAUGUUUACAUAGGUAGCUUGAUAAAAGCAAUUAAUCUAAUUCUACUGAAGGCUAAGACAGUAUCAGAGUGGAGUGUAUUUGAAUAGUUCAACUAGAUAUCAAGCUCCUACGCACUACACUAUGAU